Cajanus cajan (pigeon pea) is the source of this 1558-nucleotide messenger RNA. RefSeq names its product pfkB-like carbohydrate kinase family protein. The record is from RefSeq and is a predicted model, not a curated record. Gene Ontology annotation, molecular function: fructokinase activity. Gene Ontology annotation, biological process: fructose metabolic process. Gene Ontology annotation, cellular component: cytosol. NCBI's taxonomy places the organism in Eukaryota, Viridiplantae, Streptophyta, Magnoliopsida, Fabales, Fabaceae.
CAUCCAUGCUUUUAUAAAUCCAACCCAUUUAUCUCUUCAUUGCAUUCCCUCUCUUCUCUGCAUAAACUAUAAACUUCCAUAACACAUUCCCUUCUUCUUCUUCUUCUUCUGCAUUUACAAUACUCUGUUUCUUGGUUUCAAAUUCACCCCACAGCUUCAUUGCUCAGAGAUGGCCCAGUUUACCUCCUCAGGUAAAUCAGAUGACCUCACAAAAGAAAACGGCAAGGAAAAAAGCCCACUCGUUGUUUGUUUUGGUGAAAUGUUGAUAGAUUUUGUGCCAACAGUGGGUGGAGUGUCACUAUGUGAAGCACCUGCUUUCAAGAAAGCUCCUGGUGGUGCUCCUGCCAAUGUGGCUGUUGGCAUCUCUAGGCUUGGUGGUUCAUCAGCUUUCAUAGGCAAGGUUGGAGCAGAUGAAUUUGGGUAUAUGUUGGCUGAUAUUUUAAAGCAGAACAAUGUUGAGACAUCUGGCGUGAAGUUUGACCCCAAUGCAAGAACCGCAUUAGCUUUUGUUACGCUUAGAGCUGAUGGCGAGCGUGAGUUCUUGUUUUUCCGGAAUCCUAGUGCUGAUAUGCUUCUUCAAGAGUCAGAGCUUGAUAAAAAUCUCAUAAAGAAGGCUAAAAUAUUCCAUUAUGGUUCCAUCAGCUUGAUUGAUGAGCCGUGCAAGACGGCUCAUCUUGCUGCUUUGAGAAUUGCUAAAGAAUCUGGUUGCAUUCUUUCAUAUGAUCCAAAUUUGAGAUUGGCACUCUGGCCAUCAGCUGAGGCUGCAAGGGAAGGCAUAAGGAGUAUAUGGGAUCAAGCCGAUGUCAUAAAGAUAAGUGAGGAAGAGAUUACAUUUUUGACUGGUGGUGAUGAUCCUUAUGAUGAUGAUGUUGUAUUAAAGAAGCUUUUUCACCCUAAUCUCAAGCUUUUAAUUGUUACUGAAGGGUCAGAAGGUUGUAGAUAUUACACCAAGGAGUUUAGGGGUAGGGUUGCUGGUGUUAAAGUUAAUUCUGUUGACACAACUGGCGCUGGUGAUGCAUUUGUUAGUGGGAUUAUCUAUAGCUUAGCUUCUGACCAAAGUCUUUUCCAGAAUGAGGAGCGUCUACGAAAAGCUCUAUAUUUUGCCAAUGUAUGUGGUGCCAUAACGGUAACAGAGAGAGGAGCAAUUCCUGCACUACCUACAAAAGAAGCUGUUCUGCAAUUCAGCCAAAACUGACAGUUAGUUCUUGUCACCAAACUCAAAUGUAAUUUUUGUUUUUAACUUUAAGCUAUAGUUUGAGUCUUGCUGAGCUUCGUGUAUCCUCCUUCUCAUCGGGGUUGUAUUUUUCUUAUAUAUAUUCAAUUUACAUUGCUCUCUCAAGCUAUGUCUUAUAGCAGUUGAGCACACAAAUUAACGUUUUGGUUCAAAUGUAGUAGAUCUGUAAUAAAUCGAAGGUAUAGUAGUAUAAGAAAAUGAAAAAAAUGAGAUAAUAUCUUCUUUUUCUAUGUACAUCACACUGCUGGAAUGAUGUGGAGUAGCCUUAUGUGUGUUUUGUUGUUGAAAACUUGCAGACAUAUAUUGAACGGGAAUGAUACAAGA